UUGGCCUGCCGGGGCCUGGCUAGUGCCAGUGCAGCCGCCGCCGCCGCCGCGAUGCGCCUCCUGCGCUGCCUGCUGAAGGGCCAUUCGGCGCUGGCCGGGGCGCCCAAGUACAUCGAGCACUUCAGCAAGUUCUCGCCUUCCCCGCUUUCCAUGAAGCAGUUCCUGGACUUCGGAUCCAGCAAUGCCUGCGAGAAGACCUCAUUCACUUUCCUCCGCCAAGAACUCCCUGUCCGGCUGGCAAACAUCAUGAAGGAAAUCAACCUUCUCCCAGACCGUGUGCUGAGCACCCCUUCCGUUCAGCUGGUGCAGAGCUGGUACGUGCAGAGCUUGCUGGACAUCAUGGUGUUCCUGGACAAAAACCCUGAGGACCAAGGGACGUUGGGACAAUUCACGAACGCCCUGGUCACGAUCCGUAACCGCCACAACGACGUGGUCCCCACCAUGGCGCAGGGCGUGAUUGAGUACAAAGAAGCUUAUGGUGAUGACCCCGUCACCAACCAAAACAUCCAGUACUUCCUGGACCGCUUCUACCUGAGCCGCAUCUCCAUCCGCAUGUUGAUUAACCAGCACACCUUGAUUUUCGACGGCAGCACCAACCCGGCCCACCCCAAGCACAUUGGCAGCAUCGAUCCCAACUGCAAUGUCUCGGACGUGGUCAGAGAUGCUUACGACAUGUCCAAGCUGUUGUGUGACAAAUACUACAUGGCCUCUCCCGACCUGGAGAUCCAGGAAGUGAACGCCUCUGGAACAGGACCUCACCCGUGGCCUACUAACCACCCCGACCAGUCCAUCCACAUGGUCUAUGUUCCGUCUCACCUGUACCACAUGCUCUUCGAGCUGUUCAAGAAUGCCAUGAGAGCCACCGUAGAAAGCCACGAGUCCAGCCUCACACUGCCGCCCAUCAAGGUGAUGGUGUUGCUGGGCCAAGAAGACCUCUCCAUCAGGAUGAGCGACCGCGGAGGUGGGGUCCCUCUGCGCAAGAUAGAGCGGCUCUUCAGCUAUAUGUAUUCCACAGCACCCAAGCCGGAGCUGGGGACCGGAGGGACGCCCCUGGCUGGCUUUGGGUACGGCUUGCCAAUUUCCAGACUCUACGCUAAGUAUUUCCAAGGUGACCUUCAGCUCUUCUCCAUGGAGGGGUUUGGGACUGACGCUGUCAUCUAUUUGAAGGCCUUGUCAACAGACUCUGUGGAGCGGCUUCCCGUGUACAACAAAUCGGCUUGGCGCCACUACCAGACCAUCCAGGAAGCCGACGACUGGUGCGUGCCCAGUACGGAGCCCAAGAACACCUCCACGUACAGGGUGACCUAAGACCGAGACUUUUGUUCGCUCGAGGGAACGGUGUCUCUACGCCCGGCCUCAACAACGGAGGCACCGAAACUUUGGGGUGGGGAAGAGAAACACGAGAUGAUCAUCACCAGCACAAACCCACCUCGUUCCGCAAGAGCUCAUGGCUGGCCUGGCCUGCGACCCUGGAGCCUGGCAGCUUCUCAGAUUUGAUUUUUGGAAGUACAUAGCCUAGAUCUCCUUCACAAAUAUUGCCACAGCCUCGCAUGGAACUUCUUUUCCUUCUCCCUGCCCCAUCCCCAGAACUGCUCUCUGGCCUAGCCGAUUGGAGUUUGCCUUCCACGAGUGGUUUGGAUCGUACUCAAGUGUUUUGCACACCAUCUACUAUUAUUAUUAUUAUUAUUAUUAUUAUUAUACCGUAAAAUGGAAGAGCUUAAAGGACUGGGCACUUAAGAUUUAGAGAAGAGUCAAAGGGGGGGUCUACAAGAAGAAAAGGGUGGCAGAGCAGCUGGCGCAGGUGGGCUGUGUUCGUUUCCUGACAUGGACAGAGGGGAAGUGGCACCUAUAGGCAGAUAAACCUGUUGAAAUGAGCAAGCAAGUUUGAGAAAAUUCAAGGCCACCCGGGUUGCUUCUCAACGCAAGCAGAAGAGGGAGGGGGAAUGGUACACAGAAACCCUUGCGUUACAUUAUUUACAUUUCCCAACGUGUAGGACUCCCCAGCUAGGGAGGACUGACAUGAAAAAGAGGCCGUUUUAACUGCAGGUUGGGAAGGUGGGAGAUGGGUACCCAGAAUAGGGGCAGACAGACCGUAGGUGUGCAGUGGGAUCUGUGCCAGCAUUUGAAGGAUGUCUCAGUAUUUCCCUGGGGUCUCCCCGCUCAAUCGGCUUGUCCACCCACCCUGGGCUGAAAUGGCUCUUUGGCUGAGCGCAGCUCUGCUCCCAUUGAGGCUCAUGCUGGCGUGCUUCCCUUCGUGGUGGGGGGAAAACCCUGCACCCACCCCGUUCACUGCGAGCCAAAGCAUUGCCCCCAAACGGGGUGGGCAGUUUGGGGGAGCCUUGUAGUGGCAGGAUUCCCACGUGAUGUUUGCAGGAGCCACACAGAGCCGUUAGGCCGCUUGAGGCGCUGUAACAAAGCAUUGUGGGGAAAACAUGGCGGCAUAAGCAGCUGGGCCUAGUUCAAUGGGUUGUGGUGGGUGAGGGAGAGGCUGGGGUGGGGAGUGUUGAGGGCUUUCCCCUUCAACUCCAGUGGAGCAAGUGGGGGUCUCUGCCCAGAGAAAAAAGGAAUUGUCCCCUCGACCCAGCUGCCUGCGGUGCGUGGAAGGGAUGGGCAGGAUUCGCUGUUUGCAGCAUUGGCGCCAAGUUUGGGAGGUAGAAAGACUGCAAGACCUCCCUCUGCCAUUCCUCCUCCCUUCUCCAGUAUCUCCUACCAGGGUUCCUCACUUCUGGUCCUCGUUCGAAGCAAAUGGGAAUGGUGUUGGGUUUGUUGGCAAAGCGUCCCCAUUUGCCAUUGAUUUCCAUUCCGGUCGCUUCCCCAAUUCAUCUAAGCAGGAAUCGCCUGCGCCCAAAUUCUUCUGAUCUCACCUUUUGGCUCCCCAAGCAACUGCCAGCCAGUCUUUGCUUGGAACCUCCUGCAUGGCAUGCUCUCGAAUUGUCUGGAAGUUUCCAUGUACAUAUAUAUAUAAAUAGAUCUAUUUUAUUUUCUGGGUGGAACCACGGACACA
Messenger RNA from Lacerta agilis (Sand lizard), 3004 nucleotides. It is a transcript of the gene PDK2, whose product is annotated as pyruvate dehydrogenase kinase 2. NCBI's taxonomy places the organism in Eukaryota, Metazoa, Chordata, Lepidosauria, Squamata, Lacertidae. Gene Ontology annotation, cellular component: mitochondrion. The record is from RefSeq and is a predicted model, not a curated record. The coding region runs from base 52 to 1308 and encodes 418 amino acids. Gene Ontology annotation, biological process: protein phosphorylation; regulation of glucose metabolic process. Gene Ontology annotation, molecular function: pyruvate dehydrogenase (acetyl-transferring) kinase activity. The transcript is spliced from 12 exons.